Panicum hallii is the source of this 3372-nucleotide messenger RNA. RefSeq lists its product as uncharacterized. Lineage: Eukaryota; Viridiplantae; Streptophyta; Magnoliopsida; Poales; Poaceae. The transcript has 10 exons. The record is from RefSeq and is a predicted model, not a curated record. The coding region runs from base 103 to 3153 and encodes 1016 amino acids.
GUCCCCUAUGCACACCCACCACUCCACCCGCUGGUGGUACACGAGAAGGGCAAAACCCUCUCUCUCCCCACCACUCUCUCCCCGUGGCGAUCGAGGAAUCCAAUGGCGCACCCGGCGAGGCCACCAGCGAGGCACCCGCCGAACCCUGGCCUCGCCCCCGCCUCCCGGCCGGCGCAGGCGCAGGCGCAGGCGCCGGCCCCGUCUCCGACGACGCCGGCCGCUCGCCGCCCCGACACGCCACGGAGGGCCGCGCAGGACACACCUUUUGCAACAAGUGUUGAUGGUUCAAGAAAUAGUGCCCGCUCUCAGUGCAAACAAGAUCCAAGAUAUACCCAAAUUCUCCAUGCUAAUGAGGCAACGUCCAGAACCAAUAGAAUCGUAGUACCAGACUCUUCAGAUAAGCUCAAGACGCCUAGAUUUACUGGUGGUACAUAUUCAAAACCUGAUGCAAGAGUGAAGCUGAUUCCCGCGGAAGAUAUUACCUACGUACAACAUCGAAAACAAUAUGGUAGAACUGUUGGCUCAGCUGGGUUACAGAAAAAACAGAGCAGACGAAGUGUCACACCACCACCAAAUUCACGUAAAGUAUCUGUUCUGGGAUCCACAUCACUCACUCAAAGUCCCCGAGCUCCCGGAAUUGCUUCUCUGAAGAACCCUGCACCACCAAGUUGCAAAUUUUCACAACCUUUAAGUACUAAUUUGUAUACUAAUGCUACUCCUAUAAAUCUAGACAGAAUGGAUGGUACAAAAGCACUUCCCCGGAGCUCCAGUUCGAGUAUUUUGCAUUCUCAAGUUCAGAGCAGUCAAAAACUGUCAACUAGUUUGCCAAAAGGGGCAAUGAUAAAUCCUCUGUCUCCUAGUCCCAAGCAAAUGCGUGCUCCACAUCCAAGUGAGGAUCCUCUUUGUACAAAGGCAGGGCCGCCUUCUAAGAGUUUUUGUGCACCAGAGAGUAGAAAGUUAUGUAGUACAAACAUCAAUUUAACUACAAGAAGUAAUACAGCUCCUGGAUUGCAAGCUCAUGUUGUGGAGCCUGCAUUGCUAAGCCCAACAUCUGUGCUUAGUGAAAGACCCAUUGAGACUUAUCCUGAUACAAGAACUGCUGCUCCUGUCGCGCAAGAACCAAGUGUGAAGCCUGUAUUCCUAAGCCCAAUACCUUUGCACGAUGAAUCUUCCAUGCAGUGCAACAAUAUACCUCCAAUACACAGCCCCCAGUCCAUAGCUUCUGCGCAACAUGGUGCCUUGUUGCAAGAAAGUAACUCACGGGCAUCAAUUAGCUGUAGCAGAUCUUCAGCACUUUGUCAUAACGUUGGUAUUCGGGAAACAGGCACACCUGUAAUUUUACAUACGAAGCUGCCCAAGAAGCAUUAUCAACCAGAAACCAGCUGGAAGGUGAGCUUUCAUGUUACUGGACAACUGAUACAUACUUGUGAUGGACUUGAAGCCCGUCUCCCUUGUCAUAUCUGUGUCAGAGUUUAUGAAGCUUCAAGGCACAUGCCUGAAAUUUUAAAUCUGGAGGCUGUACCUCUUUCCCAGCUGUGGCCAAAAAAGUUCAAGAUAGCCCCCCCAGUUGGUGGGGAUAUUGGACUAAUGUUUUUGAGCAGACACCAAAGGCCUCACAGGAGUUUUGAUCAUCUUCUUGAAAAGGUUGCUUCACAUACUGGCCUGCUAACCAAAAUUGGUGAUACUGAAUUGGCAAUAUUUUCAUCAAAGUUGCUUUCACCACACUAUCAGAGGGAAAAUGGAAAAUUAUAUUUUUGGGGUAUUUUUGGGAAGCGUCUCAGGAAGAAUCGGUGCAAACCUACCAGACAUAUAAAAAAAGUAAAGAUCAGCAAUCCCAGUCAGCCAAAUGAAGACUCUUGUAACAAAUAUGAGAAGGUAGGCCCGAAAAUGGAUGUGGCAAAAGGCAAAGAGACCGGGAAUACUGAAUCUGAUAUUGGCAUGACAUUGGGUGCAAGAGGCAAUCCAACAGAUGUCACAGGAAACAAAGAGAUAGUGAGGGACAAUUAUGAGGGUAUUGCCAAGGUAUUGGAUUUGACAGGAGGCAAGGAGACUGAUAGGGUCAAUGACUGCAUUGCAGUGCGCGGAACUCCUGAUUCAAACCCUGUGUCCAGUUGCUCAGCUCCCGCUGCUUCUCGUCUUAACGGAUGUCGCCGUCUUGACUCUGCAAACAAGAGCACAUUUAGCUUAGAAGAUUCCACCUGUCAACCCGCUGACAGAUCUUCAGUUAGCUUAGACCUUAUGCUGGACAUACCCCCUGGAUUUUCAAUAGAUGUACCUCCUGGUUUCACAAAAGCUCACUGUAAGCUUCAGAUGGAAGCUGCUGCUGUGUCUUGUGCUGAUGCACAUCCUAGUCUUAUUUUGGACGCUCUUUCGGGAUUUCCUACGGAUAUUCCUCCUGGCUUUACUGAAGCUCAUCGCCGACUACCUGCUGCAAUUUCUUCUGCUGGACCAGAAACCUUUGCUUCUACCACUGGCACUGAAAAGAAGCCCCUCAUUAGGUUCUCUCUAAAUGUUUCAAAGCCUAUUAAAAUGGAAGUUCCACCUGGAUUUACCGCGCUACAUGCAGUGAAACAAGAGCCUGGUUUACCUGCUAUUGAUAAGGCCACAGAGAACCGAAUGCUAUAUUCUUUGGCAUCUGGUGCAUCUUCAAUGGGAAAAGCUGGGAAAGCAGAUGAAAAGGAAAUCAUGCACAAUGAGGAAAAAGUUGAACAAGAUGAAAACUCAGAGGAGCGAGAGUUUCCAAAGAUCAGGCGGCUUUCAGAUCUGUAUCCUAGUCCUUCGGACAGCACUGAAUUUUCCCAGCCUACACACUUGCCCGACAAGAUUCAGGAGUGGACGCCUGAGAAACAGAUGCAUCAGAGAGAGAGAGAGAGAGAGAGAGAGAGAGAGAGAUGCAUGCAAGAAUCACCGGAUCCUUCUCCUGCAGAUACCAUGACUAGAAGGCCGAAUGUGAAUGGUCGAAUUGCGUUGAACAACAGUGCAGGUCAAGCGAAUGGUAAGGUGAGAUGCGUCUGCACAUCCUUUGAAGGCCACACGGCGCUGCCUACCAGAGCUACAGGGUCGUCGUCGCUAGCAUCGUCAGGUGAUCCACUCGAUAGCGAGAGCAUUUUCUGUAGGUGCGUUGUGCGCGGCGAAAAGUCCCCAGCACAGUAAGCUGUAGGAUUGCAUAAGAAAUGACGCUAGACUAAGUGAUCCAAUACCAAGCAAAUGCACUCGGUGGUAGUGCUUAAUGUUGAUUUGGAUGUUUCCUGUAAGGCUGUACCUAAUGUGAAUCAUUAAGCGUAGCAUGCUGAACUGAGGAUACAGACCAGCACUUGGCAGUGAAGACCUUGCUACAGUCUCAAAAGAGAGAACGAGAUUUGCUGGUCUUAA